Messenger RNA from Spodoptera littoralis (African cotton leafworm), 1445 nucleotides. The record is from the annotation of a GenBank genome assembly. Lineage: Eukaryota; Metazoa; Arthropoda; Insecta; Lepidoptera; Noctuidae.
AAAAACUAUUCGAGAUUUCGAGAACUUUCUGACAUCCCUACACGCAUGGACGACGGACGUGUGAGACAAUUUGACAUUGACAUUACAACUUGAUGAUGAAAAAAUUUUUUAUUAUGAGUUCUGCCUCAUCCAUUGUCAAUAGCACAACGUUACGGGUUAUGUUUCAGGUUAAUAAUUAAUUCUUCUUACAGUAGCAAUCUUAACGGAGGUGUCUAUUAAGUUAUGUAGUAAUUACGAGGUAAAUGAUGUCGAGAAUUAGAGGAAUAGUUCAAAAAGAUGCGUUGCAAGCACCAAAGUAUAAACAUAACGAAAUUCUCAAAAAGAAAAACGAGGAUCAAUCAGCAAAUUCGAAAGAUGAGAUAGAAAAACAUCAAAUAAAUGAACUCUUGCACAAAUUGCCAAGAUUGGAUAAAAUAUUUGAGGUUCAUCGCAAAAUUGGUGAGGGUACAUUUAGCUCAGUAUACCUCGGUUCUCUACGGCAGCAUGCCUCCCUGUCCAAUGAUGAGAAGCGGUGGUUCGCUAUCAAACACCUGGUUCCCACGGCACAUCCAGCUAGAAUUGAACAUGAAUUGCGAUGUCUGCAGGAUAUUGGAGGCAAAGAGCAUGUCAUCGGUGUGGAGCUCUGUCUGCGGAAUUUGGAUACUAUAGUUUUCAUAAUGCCUUAUAUACCUCAUAGAAAAUUUUCUGAAUAUGUAGGGGAAAUGGAUGCAACGGAGCUACGGCACUACAUGCGAGCAUUGAUGGUGGCCUUGCGACAUGUGCAUUCGUUCGGGGUCAUCCACCGCGACGUCAAGCCCAGCAACUUCUUGUAUGAUCGAGAUAACAAACGAUAUUUGCUAGUCGAUUUCGGGCUAGCACAGCGCCUUUGUCCUGCACCUGAAGGAACGCCAAUGAUCGGUCCGCCUCCAGCACACUCUAAUGGCGUACGGAAACGAACUCGUGAUGAGGAGGACGGGCCAGCUGCUAAGCGGGUGGCGCUCGACCUGAGCAUGGGCGCACCGGCGGCGACGGGGAUUGCGACUAUUGCGGCGGCGGGACCCGAGGCUGCGGCGGCGGCGGAGCCCAGGCCGGGGGCAGCGGGGCCCAGGCCGGGGGCAGCGGGGUCCAAGCCAGGGGCGGUAGGUCCCAGGCCUGGGCGCUGCCCGUGCUCCGGAGUGGCGGGCGUAUGUGACAUGUGCUCGGGGCGGGCUGCGCCCCGGGCGCCGCGGGCAGGGACGCAGGGGUUCAGGCCGCCCGAGGUGCUGCUGAAGUAUCCGCACCAGACCACGGCCGUGGACGUGUGGGCGGCGGGGGUAGUGUUGGCCAGCGCUUUAACGGCGCGGUAUCCGUUCUUCCGCGCGAGCGACGACGUAGCCGCCCUGGCCGAGCUGGCCGACCUCGUCGGCACAGAGCCGCUGCAACGUGCCGCCGCGUCUCUGGGUGCGUCAUCUGCCUGUAUUGUAUAG